AUGAGGCGUGAUCUUGCGCCGAGAGCUAGAAGUCCAAAUCCUGUCGUGCCGUCACGAAGUCCUGAACCAUCAAUGACUGCGCGAGGUCAGCAACCGGGCUUGUCUACGAAGACUUCACAAACGUUGAGACCCGUCCGAAGCCCAGAGCCAACAAGGACGGCGAGAAGUCCAGAACCGAUAAGGUCAACAAAAAGCCCAGACCCGGUGAGAUCGGCCAGAAGUCCUGUUCCAGAUUUAUCAACCAAAAGUUCACAAACGCUGAGACCUGUCAGAAGUCCAGAGCCUACUAGGACGGUCAGAAGCGCGGAACCGGUGAGGUCAGCUCAGACUCCGUCACCGCCGAACGACCAUUUUCAAAGCGAAAACGAGGAGACGGAGCCACGCGCCAAAAGUCCCAAUGCUGUGGUGCACUUUAAGACUCCAGCUCAAGUAAUGGCCGGGAUGGCAGCGGCAUCCAGACCUCCAGUCCCAGAACGAUCGGCUUCGAGAAGGAGAUCAAUCACUGAGCAAGCCCGUUCGCUUCUCCGCAUGAAGCCUUCGUUUCAACGAAACGAUGAAAACGCGCUUUCCAGCACCAAUCUGCCAAUACAAAGUCCUUCUGGCGAACCUACGCCGAAAAAUCGCCCCUCCAGUCCUAUCGUCGCACGUUCUCCCUCGACUCGAAAAGCUCAAGCCAUGAGUAUGUCGACUUAUUCUGCAAGUCCAACAUCGCCAAUGAAAACCAGCGAUUUUCCCCCUGACCGUGGGGAUAGUCCAGUCUACACCAGAGCGGGAAAAAAUGUCCCCACUCAGAGUUCUUAUGGGGUACCGGCUUUCCCAGCGCAUUCUCGGACAACCUCCCUCGACCGUGCAAUGCCAGCUGGCUCCGCAUGGCUACCAGGGCAUUCUCGAACACCAUCUCUGGACAGUGCUGUACCAGCUGGCCCCUCUCAACAAAUAGGGUCACCCGCUAGGACAGAAUUGCCACCAAUGGCUCGUUAUGCUAAACCUGUUGCGGCGCUCGACGACUCGGAAGGAAAUGUAAAUACUGCACAUCCGUUGCUCCAGAAAGCUCGACACACCAGGUUUGCUACAAAAAAUGCGAACGAUCUUCCUCUUCGCCAUUACAAAAGCCACGACGCCUUCACGCACUCAAAUCCUGAUCUAUCGCAACGGCAGACAGAAGGCAUGGUACCACCAAAACGAUCAAGUUCUCUACUCUACAACCCUAAUACACGAUCCAUUACACCUACAUUUUCUGGCGCCCAGACCGUUAUAAGCUCUCCAUACCCCAACCGAUUAUCGUCGCCUGAGACCAAAAGAUCUCCGACUCCAAACCAAUUACACCAGAAUGACUCAGCGAUUAGUCUAGUGGCUCGGGCACAUACCGCUUCCGCUGAAUCUGAACUGGGAAUCCACCCAGCCCAUCGGACUCCCGAACCUCCCUCCGCAUCUACGGCAGGCUCAUCUCCCUCGCCCUCUAUAACAUCCUCGAGAGCUGAGCAAGGUGCGACGCCACCUCCAAUAGCUACAGUGCGCUCGCCGAAAACCAGUGAUGCAACCAUAACGUCUCCAAAGGUUCCUCCACCCUCUCGCUUUGCCCCAGCUGCUCCAUCUCAAUUCCAAAACACAACAGCACCCACAACCAGCAACCAUUCCCGAGAAGCCUCCAAAGACUAUCCUCCUGAGUCCAAUCCCAAGUACAAGACCACCGCCACAAAUAACACACCGUUUUACUUGAACCCUGCCUCAUCACAAGCUCUCCUCGAUUUCUUAGCUUCAACUCCUCCACCCUCUCCGCCGCAUCCGGGCACCAAGACCGAACCAGGCACUCCAGCAACAGCCUCGGCGGGCGCUUUCUUCAACCGCGCUUAUAUAGCCACGGAGAAUCGUGGAGGUGAGUCUAGCCCACCUCCACCUUUUGCCGUUGGAAGGGGAAAAGGAAGCAUGGACGCACUCCCAAGAGCCAAGACCGGCGAUGGUAUAACGCGGGAGAAGAAAGGAUGGAAGAAAAUAUUUGGGGGCGGAGGCGGCAAAACGGAGAAGCAGAUAAAUGGGGUAAAUGGCAGCAUGGAAAUGAAGCAGAAGAAGAAAAGAGAUUAUCGAAAAAACGUCGAGUUGAGUCAGGUCUAUGGUGUUGGGACCGGUGCACAAAGCGUAGAUGGGAGGAUUGGAGAUGUGGGCAAGGAUGGUAGUGGAUAUAUGGGUUUAGGAAAGGACGGGGUGUGGAUAUCGAGGAAGAACUUUUCGAAGACAUAG
Messenger RNA from Letharia columbiana, 2238 nucleotides. RefSeq lists its product as uncharacterized. Lineage: Eukaryota; Fungi; Ascomycota; Lecanoromycetes; Lecanorales; Parmeliaceae. The record is from RefSeq and is a predicted model, not a curated record. The coding region runs from base 1 to 2238 and encodes 745 amino acids. The transcript has a single exon.